Messenger RNA from Tribolium castaneum (red flour beetle), 3411 nucleotides. RefSeq names its product ero1-like protein. Gene Ontology annotation, biological process: protein folding in endoplasmic reticulum. The record is from RefSeq and is a predicted model, not a curated record. Gene Ontology annotation, molecular function: protein-disulfide reductase activity; FAD binding; thiol oxidase activity. Bases 263 to 1612 code for a protein of 449 amino acids. The transcript is spliced from 5 exons. Gene Ontology annotation, cellular component: endoplasmic reticulum; endoplasmic reticulum membrane. Lineage: Eukaryota; Metazoa; Arthropoda; Insecta; Coleoptera; Tenebrionidae.
UUUUUACAUUUAUAAAAUUAUCAAAGACGACGUUAAAUCACACAAUGCGUGAAGAUAACACGUUUGCUCGUAGUUCGGUCUUGAGGUUAGAUGUCAACUGCCUGCCAAAGUGUUUGUCAGUGUUAUCACUUAUCAGAAAAUGUGGCAGUUUUCAAAACAAUUUCAAAUGAGUGUUAGUGUGUCACUGUGGAAACGUGAUAGUCGUAACUUAAAAAAUCGUAAUUGAUAUGUUGUUGAAACGCCUCCCUGUAACCUAGUGACGAUGGGGGUUAGCUACGAUUUGUUUUUUCUCACGUUUUUGUUCCUUUUGACUUGCACGUUCGGGUACUUUGGCAACGUCUUGGACGAUGAUUGUUUUUGCCAGCUUCAUGGAAAAAUCGACGACUGUUCGUGUAACGUAGAUACAGUAGACCACUUUAAUAACGUAAAAAUCUACCCCAGAUUGCGCAGUUUGCUCCACAAGGGGUAUUUCCGCUUUUAUAAGGUGAAUUUGCGGAGACCAUGUCCCUUUUGGUCUGACGACAGUAGAUGUGCCAUGAGGUACUGUCACGUGGAGGCUUGCGAAGAUAAAGACAUCCCUGUGGGGCUCAAAGGCGGUUUAGAAAACCACAGUUCAAAAAAUUUGUAUGUGACUCAAAGUUGUGAAGACGAUCACAACGCCGAGCUGGGUUACUUGAAUACUACAAUUAGCGCAAAAGUGCAAGAAGACAUAGUUCUCUGGAGCGCUUACGACGACGCCCAAGACAACUUUUGCGUCCUUGAGGACAACGACAGUGAAUCGGAAUACGUGGAUUUGCUUCUAAAUCCAGAACGAUACACUGGAUACAGGGGCAAGUCGGCGCACCGUAUUUGGAACAGCAUCUACAUGGAGAAUUGCUUCAGAAGCACGAAAAACGACAAUCCGUACAUCCAGAGCUCCAAGCUCAACAAUAUGUGUCUGGAGGAACGCGUUUUUUACCGAGCUAUUUCGGGCCUCCACGCUAGCAUAAAUAUCCACUUGUGCGCGCAAUUUUUGCUCUCCGAAACGAGUUUGAGCGAACCUGACGGCAAGUGGGGGCCCAAUUUGAGCGAGUUUUUGAGACGCUUCUCGAAAGAGACCACGCGCGGUGAAGGCCCCCACUGGCUCCGGAAUUUAUAUUUUGUUUACUUGCUCGAGCUGCGAGCGUUAAAUAAAGCCAUGCGUUAUUUGGAGAAAGAGGAGUUUUACACGGGGAAUGAGAGCGAAGACUGGGACACGCAACUUGCUGUUAAGGACCUCCUCAGUGUCGUCCAAAAAUUUCCAAACCACUUCAACGAAACCACCAUGUUCACGGGCAGCGAACAGGCGGAGAAGCUUAAGUACGAAUUUAAGCAACACUUCCGGAAUGUGUCCAAAAUUAUGGACUGUGUCGGGUGCGAUAAAUGCAGAUUGUGGGGAAAGUUACAAGUGCAGGGCUUAGGAACUGCGUUGAAAAUUCUUUUUUCCGGGAAGUUUGAUGAUCAGCUGGACUUAUCAUCGGACAGGAAGAAAUUCCAGUUGCAAAGAAGUGAGAUUGUCUCACUUGUAAAUAGUAUCGGAAGGCUGUCUACGAGUAUUUAUGAAUUGGACGAAUUCCGUCAAAUGUUACGAUGACCUUGGUGGUCGUCAAGUGGCAAAACCGUUUCAUAAUUUAACAAAGAGCGGUCGUGGGACCAAAGUGUGCAGAGGCGUGCUAGAAUGGUAACGAAAAUAUGUAUAGAAUUAGUUCGGUGAUGUGUAACUCCGCCCUUACCCAAAAUAGUAACCAAACUACAUUUUGAAUUAAUUUGGCAGUGAACUGCUAGAAAGUUAAAAAUGGUUAACGAAGUGACGGUAGCAAAAUUCGUGAACAGGGGCGUGGCAAAGUGGUAACGAAAAUAAGUUUAGAAUUAGUUUGAUGAUGAUAAACUGCUCGUUUGGGAAAAAAUAUACAUUUACUGCAUUUAUCAACAAAAAGAAAGUUGAAUUAUGAAUUAUUACUUAAUUAACUCAGUCGUGGACAGGAGCGUGCUAGUGGUAACGAAAAUACGUUUAGACGUGGUAUGUGGAGACCCCGUUUUAAUUGAAUGUCUGCUUCCAAAAUUACCUCCAAAAUUGUAGGGUGGUAACGAAAAUAUGUUUAGACUUUUUUCGGUAAUGAAAUGGCCAAAAAAAAUCGUAAUCGACAAAAUGAAAUUGCUAUUUAGGCGUGGUAAUGUGGUCACGAAAAUACGUUUAGACGUGAUAUCUAGCGGCCACGCUCCUAUUGCUGCGACAAAAUUAUUUUAGAAUCGUAGUGGUAACGAAAAUAUGUUCAGACUUAUUUCGAUGAAGAAAUGGGCAAAAAUUUAAAAAAGUAGUCAACAAAAUGAAGUUACAUUUUUGAUUCACCUAAUUAAUAAGGCGUGGUAACGAAAAUACGUUUAGAAUUAGUUCGGGGAUAAUACAGGCGUGGCUGUGAACUGACCACGCCUUUAAACCACCAUGACGUGAAGAUAUGCGAGACUUAUUUACAUAAUUUGGCAAAAAACCGUAAAAAUGUAAGCAGUAGUGCGUAACAGUGUGGUCACGAAAAUACGUUUAGACGUGAUAUCUAGCGGCCACGCUUUUUUUGCUGCGACAAAAUUAUUUUAGAAUCGUAGUGGUAACGAAAAUAUGUUCAGACUUAUUUCGAUGAAGGAAUGGGCAAAAAUUUAAAAAAGUAGUCAACAAAAUGAAGUUACAAUAUUGAUUCACCUAAUUAAUAAGGCGUGGUAACGAAAAUAUGUUCAGACUUAUUUAGAUGAAGAAAUGGGCAAAAAUUUCAAAAAGUAAAAUGUAAUCAGUAGUGCAUAACAGUGUGGUAACGAAAAAACGUUUAGACGUGAUAUCUAGCGGCCACGCCCCUGAUGCUGCGACAAAAUUGGUAACGAAAAUAUGUUCAGAAUUAGUUCGGUGAUGUGUAACUCCGCCCUUACCCAAAACAGUAACCAAACUAUAUUUUUAAUUAAUUUGGCAGUGAACUGCUAGAAAGUUAAAAAUGGUUAACGAAGUGACAGUAGCAAAAUUCGUGCACAGGGGCGUGGCAAAGUGGUAACGAAAAUACGUUUAGAAUUAGUUUGAUGAUGAUAAACUGCUCGUUUGGUAAAAAAUAUACAUUUACUGCAUUUAUCAACAAAAAGAAAGUUGAAUUAUGAAUUAUUACUUAAUUAACUCAGUCGUGGACAGGAGCGUGCUAGUGGUAACGAAAAUACGUUUAGACGUGCUAUGUGGAGACCCCGCUUUAAUUGAAUGUCUGCUUCCAAAUUUAUCUCCAAAAUUGUCUCCAAAAUUGUAGGGUGGUAACGAAAAUAUGUUUAGACUCAGUUCGGUAAUGAAGUGGCCAAAAAAAAAUCGUAAUCAACAAAAUGAAAUUGCUAUUUUUAUUCACUUUAAAAAAAUAAGGCGUGGUAAUG